CAAGAUAGUUGAUAAUGGAGUGAAUUUGCUAUACAAUUUAUCCAGGCUCAGAAAGCCAAUUCAAUAUGAUAAUUCUUACACAAUUGAGAGCUCUGCCAUUAGCAGUCCUUUGUUUUUCUGCAUUCAUGAUUUCUGCAGAAUGUCAUGAUGAUAAGAAGUCUGUGUAUGAUGUUUUGGAAUCCUUCAAUUUUCCAAAGGGUAUUCUACCUGCAAAUGCCAAGGAAUAUUUCUUACAUGCAGAUGGAAAUUUUCAGGUACUUCUGGAUGGAUUAUGCAACAUCAAGAUUGAGGAAAAAGGGUACCAGAUCAGGUAUGAGAAAAAAGUCAUGGGGAAUAUAAGUGCAGGAUCAUUGAAGCAUUUGAAGGGUGUGAGAGUGAAGGUGUCAUUUGUCUGGUUGGAUGUGUCUGCAGUAAAGUUGAGCAAGGGAAAGUUGAAGUUCUAUGUUGGACCCUUCUCUGCUGCCUUUGAUGCUUCAGGUUUUGAUGACACCCCAAUUUGUGAAUAGGAACAUCUAAUUCAUAUAGGAGAUAUGAAAAACUGCUUAAUCCACUAACCCAGAGAAGAAAACAGAAAGGAAAAAACACUAAAGGUUCUUUAAGAAUCUGAAAUAGCGAUAUACAG
This is a messenger RNA of Cryptomeria japonica (Japanese cedar), 622 nucleotides long. RefSeq lists its product as uncharacterized. The transcript has a single exon. The coding region runs from base 66 to 506 and encodes 146 amino acids. The record is from RefSeq and is a predicted model, not a curated record. NCBI's taxonomy places the organism in Eukaryota, Viridiplantae, Streptophyta, Pinopsida, Cupressales, Cupressaceae.